AUGCAGCAUCGCUCCUUGAGUCCCGACGCGCCGGCCGAUCUCUAUCUACCCCCGGACGACUUUAUAGACUAUAAGCUCGCCAUGACCGCCUUGCAACGCCGCCCACUCACUCCCGACGCGUCGUCCGGUCUACGUCCAUCCCUGGGGCCUUUUUUUGACCGGCUUCCGUUUGAACUUCGACGCAUGGUCCUCGAGGAAGCAUUUGGGAACCGGCUGCUCCGUGUCUACCACACUCAGGAGGUUCGGGUCGAGCCGGAAAGCCUAGCGAUGAAGAGACAAUGGAGGCACAGUAUGAACCCGAGCAAGGAGAUUAUCGGUGUGGACGGGGCGCUGAAUCCCGCUCCUCGGCAGCCCUUGGGCGCUAUGGGAUGGAUCUUGGCAUGCCGACAGGCGUAUGCCGAAGGUAUCGACGUGCUCUACUCCACGAGCAAGUUCAGUUUGGACGCAGAACCCCGGAGAGGGCCUACGGAUCCGCGAAACUACACAUUAAUCUACCCUUUCUGCGCCGACAUGCCUCUCCAUUGCCUAGCAUCCAUCACCAGCCUCUAUUUUUCCUGCCGGGUUAGCAAGGUGUCAAACUCUGAGUUUUCACUGCCGUUUGAGCUUCUAUCUUCCACUUUCCCGGGCCUGAGGCAGUUGCACGUCUUCUUGAUGGGACCGCUCGACGAGGUCAUCCCUGGUGCCGUGGAUAAGUUUGUCAGGUCGCGGGCUUGCCGCAAGCUUGAGGUACUUUAUGUGUCAGUCGUUCCCUGGGCGAUAGGGAGACUGCGUAAGCAAUCUCAGACAUCCCGAAAACAAGGUGGCAAGGUUAAGCGCUAA
Chaetomium strumarium is the source of this 819-nucleotide messenger RNA. RefSeq lists its product as uncharacterized. The record is from RefSeq and is a predicted model, not a curated record. Lineage: Eukaryota; Fungi; Ascomycota; Sordariomycetes; Sordariales; Chaetomiaceae. Bases 1 to 819 code for a protein of 272 amino acids. The transcript is spliced from 2 exons.